GUUAAACGACACCUAGUCGAGACUCAGCAACGGUUAGCUUUGCGCGAACGCGCUCGCCAAAUGCGUGAGAAACGCAAAUUCGGCAAACAAACACAACAGGCAGUUUUACAAGCUCGUAAAACAGAAAAACGACAAUUGACCGAGGCGAUUAAGGCAUCGCGAAAAAAAUCUGGACAUAAUCGUGCGGAACUCUUGGACAGCAUCCUGAAUGAAUUCCGCGAGGAACAUGAGCCAAAACCAAACCAGAAGAAGACAUCCAAACAGAUAAGCUUCCAUCGCGCCAAAGAUAUCGCCAAUCGGAGAAAAGUCAACCGCCAACGGGACUAUAAAAAUAAAAAAUACGGCCACGGUGGUCAGAAAAAGCGGGCCAAACGGAACAAUAGGGAAUCGUUUGGUACCGGACUCCUGCGCGAAUUCAAUCCAAGCAAACAUCAAGCCACUCCACAAAAGCUUGCCAAAAUGCGAUCCGAGGCCCGAAAAGUUGGUCAGAAGAAAAAUCGAGGACGUUCAAAGGGUCGUCGAUAA
Molecule: messenger RNA, 525 nt
Organism: Echinostoma caproni
Lineage: Eukaryota; Metazoa; Platyhelminthes; Trematoda; Plagiorchiida; Echinostomatidae
Source: the annotation of a GenBank genome assembly